Messenger RNA from Colletotrichum phormii, 234 nucleotides. Its product is annotated as chaperonin 10-like protein. The record is from RefSeq and is a predicted model, not a curated record. Gene Ontology annotation, molecular function: alcohol dehydrogenase (NAD+) activity. Gene Ontology annotation, cellular component: cytoplasm. Lineage: Eukaryota; Fungi; Ascomycota; Sordariomycetes; Glomerellales; Glomerellaceae. The transcript has a single exon. The annotation marks the transcript as partial.
AUGGCCACCUCAAACGUCCCCAAAACCAUGAAGGCAAUCCGCGUGACAUCCUUCAACAGCCCCUACGAGAUUCAAACCAUACCCGUACCCUCACCAACCUCCUUGGCGCCUCACGAUCUCCUCGUCAAAAUAGCAGUCGCAUCCUACUGCCACACAGACAGCAUGGUCUCCUCCGGUAUCUUCAACACAUCCCUCCCCUGCACCGCAUCCCACGAAGGCUCCGGCACCGUCGUC